UUGUACAGAGGAAGCGCUAAAAAUUAAAGGACAAACUCAAGAAACCAUGAGUACAGAGGAGUGUAUGCCACCUGGUCAUGUGUUUGGAUCGGAUGAGGUCUUGCCUAUGCUUGAGCCUCUUUAUCCAAAAUAUACUCAUCCAAAGGUUCCAUGCUGUGUUAAAGUACUUGCACCAAGCAGUUGGAAUCCUCCACCAGGAUACAGAAAGUUAGCAGGGGAUUUAUUAUAUAUUGAUAUAACAACACUGGAGGAAAACCAGGUAGUUGUCACAGCAUCAACUACUGGAUUUUAUGUCAACAAGUAA
Messenger RNA from Exaiptasia diaphana, 304 nucleotides. Its product is annotated as clustered mitochondria protein homolog. The record is from RefSeq and is a predicted model, not a curated record. Gene Ontology annotation, molecular function: mRNA binding. NCBI's taxonomy places the organism in Eukaryota, Metazoa, Cnidaria, Anthozoa, Actiniaria, Aiptasiidae. The transcript is spliced from 3 exons. Gene Ontology annotation, cellular component: cytoplasm. Gene Ontology annotation, biological process: intracellular distribution of mitochondria. The coding region runs from base 47 to 304 and encodes 85 amino acids.